This is a messenger RNA of Macadamia integrifolia, 2331 nucleotides long. RefSeq lists its product as uncharacterized. The record is from RefSeq and is a predicted model, not a curated record. The transcript has 15 exons. NCBI's taxonomy places the organism in Eukaryota, Viridiplantae, Streptophyta, Magnoliopsida, Proteales, Proteaceae. Bases 816 to 2078 code for a protein of 420 amino acids.
CAACCAUCCUUCCGCCGUGCAUUGCCCGCGAUAUUUCUGCCAAGCCCUAUUUCCUUCCUGUUGCCGGCGACAGGUGCCGCUGAGAAGAAAACGAGAUAGGUUGGACGCCACCACCCCUAUCUCUCUCUUCCCUCUCCCGUCCCCACUUCCUCUGCAAAUCUUCGCCCCCUCUCUCUCAACUUCCCGGCUCUUUUCAACUCCACUACCCCUUCUCCCUUGAACAUUCGAUCUCUCUCUGUUACUCUCCUCCCCACUGAACUCCCCGCACUCCUUUCCCUCCCCCUGAACUCCCUGACCCUUCGCUGCCACUCCCGCUCCCUCUUCCCCGUCCCGACCCCACUGCAACUCCCCAUCUCUCUCUCACACAAUUUAAAAAUUUAUUAAGAUUCCUAAAAGGCAACGUGGCCUUACACCAACGCAGGACUAAUUUCCCUUAUUUCAUGAGGGUAGGACGAUCACCUCGUCCAUUAUAAACCUAUGCCAUAGCAAGUCCUGUCAUGGCCUCUUUUUUAAAUUUCCACUUGUCGCUUCCUCCUCUUUCUCAGUCUCAUGAUGUUGUUCUCCAUGCUCAAAUGUCUAACAUAUGGUUGGCUCUGAGAAUUUGUCAUUCAAGUCUCAGUUUGGAAAAGACCCAUACAACAUGACAGAGGUUGGGUAAUAAUUGCUCUGUUUGAGAUUAUUAUUUGACAAUGCCAUAUUUCAGGUUCCUGAUUGGAGUCAAAGGGUCUGGCGUGAUCAAAUCAGAAGCUCCUACCACCUCUUACCUUCCAUCAACUUAGUUUUGAUAUUUAGGAACACCCUGUGAUCUUCCUAGGAUGGCUUCUAGCUUCAAGUAUUGGAAUGAAUGUGUUGACCCACUGGACUUGGAGGCAAUGUGGAUGGAUCCUUUUGUGAGCAAAGAAUGGGAUGAUGCAGGAGAGACAAAAGGACAAAAGGUUCACCUUUCACGGGAUCCUGAUGGGCAGGCUUUUCUUACCCAAACUGAGAUGAAGGCCGUGGCUGAGAUUAUUGUCCGCAGACACUUCCAAUCGCAAGUAGAUCCGGACAUGAUUUGUGCUAUUGCUGAACUUCAAAGUGAUAGACAACUUCUUACAACACGGUAUAACAAACAAACUAAGGAAACUGGUUUUGGGCUCAUGCAGUUGUCACCAAAAACUGCAGAGUGGCUUGUCAGAGAGAUGAGUUACCGGCAAUAUGAAAUAGAAGGAGACUCAACACUUCUGUAUAGGCCUUUCAUAAGUGUAUAUUUUGGUGCAGCAUACUUAAAGUGGUUGUCACAUUAUGAUCAAAAGGAAAGAAAUGAAGAAUUUGUAAUUAGGGCUUACAAAGGUGGAACAAAAAAAGCAAAACGAAAGUCAACACUGGAUUGCUGGCGACGGUACCUCUCGGUCAAACAGUCUCUCCCAUCCAGGAGCCAGACGUGUAAUGCUUCAAUGCCUGAUGCUUCUAUUCCUCCUCUGCCUAUUUUAGAAAACAAAGCUGAUGAGUUAUACUGGGAUUCAAGAGCUUCUCCUGAGGACAUGGAAGAGAUGUGGAUGAGCCCUGAAGUCCUCAAAGAGUGGACCAAGUCUAAUGAGAAUAGAGGAAAAGUGCACUUUUCACUUGAUGCAGAGAAGAGACUAUACCUUUCCCAGAUAGAAAUAAAGGCAGUCGCUCAAAUCAUUCUUUCAAAACACUUCAGUACAAGAAAAGUGAAACCUACAAUUCUAGCUGCCCUUGCGGAGGUCAGCAGCAUGCGCUUUGUGAAAGGUGUGGGGUCCUGCCCUGGGAUUAUGGGAAUUGAUUUUCCCAAGGCACAAUGGCUAUACAAGGAUAUAGGUUACAAGGCUUACAAAGUCAAGUCUGAUGUGGAUCUUCUCAAUCCCUUUACAUCCAUGUACUUUGGUGCUGCUUACAUGGAUUGGCUAUCACAAUACGGGGGAAGGGAAAGAACCCCACAGUUUGUCGUUCAUGCUUAUCUUGGAAGGCCAGAGAGUGUUAAUCUUCAGGAGACAGGCCCGCUUUGGGUUAAAUUUGAGGAAGCCUUGAGCCAAUAUCCAGACUCAAAGAAGGAUCAAGGAAGCUGCACCAUUUUAUGAUCAAUGUAUCAUCUACGUUAGGCGUCCUUGAUCAUGCCACCGGACUUUCAUUUCUGACCAGACUUACGCAGCAGCUAUUCUUCAGAACUGCAUUAAGGAAGAUUUUAUUCGAUUCACACUUACUGAGUAAAAUCCAUAUAACUGGUAUUAAUUUCUUUGAACAGAAGACCCAGUUGUCUCAAACGAUGAUUAUUUUUCUUCACUUACUGUUGUACCCUGCACUCCUAUCAUAUUGGGUCUUAUUGCUUGGAAA